Molecule: messenger RNA, 1136 nt
Organism: Durio zibethinus
Lineage: Eukaryota; Viridiplantae; Streptophyta; Magnoliopsida; Malvales; Malvaceae
Product: nodulin-26-like
Biological process (GO): transmembrane transport
Cellular component (GO): membrane
Molecular function (GO): channel activity
Source: RefSeq, a predicted model, not a curated record
AGAAGUCUUUGAUACCUUCAAUGGCUCCCAGGUACUAGCGGAUUGCUCUUAACAUUGAAUUGGUCUGGUUUUCAAUAAAAUAAUAAACAACUGAUAGAUUAUAUAUGGUGCAACGAAGCCAAAGGAUUGAGUCCAGAGCAAUUUAGUAACUAGUUCUGAACUCCGAUUUGGCCUAGUUUCUGAGAGCUGCAAUGGCUAACACGCCUUCAAUUACUGAAGAGCUCUCCCCUAAACUUUCGCCAGUGAAAAUCUCUACUAUGGAAGAGGUCUCCCCUAAACUUCCACUGCCUACAAAAUACUCCAUUAUGGAAGAGGUAAAAGCUAAUCGUUCACGAGGAUUUUCCAUUAACAAUGACAUCCCUCCAACAACCUUGCAAAAGACUGUUGCAGAGCUUGUAGGAACAUACUUUCUUAUCUUUGCAGGUUGCGGGGCAGCUCUUGUAAACAAAGUUCAAACACUGACUAUUGUUGGAAUAGCAUUAGUCUGGGGCCUAGUUCUGAUGGCAGCAAUUUACGCACUCGGGCAUAUCUCUGGUGCCCAUUUCAAUCCUGCUGUCACACUAGCCUUGGCUACAGCUCGCAAAUUUUCAUGGAAACUUGUACCUAUGUAUCUGUUGUCUCAAUUGCUGGGAGCAACUCUUGCUAGUCUCACCCUCCGGGGAUUGUUUCGUGAUCAAGGUGACAUCCAAGCAACAAUGACCCAGUACACAGAUUCAACUAGUGAUCUUGAAGCCAUUAUAUGGGAAUUCAUAAUCACUUUCCUAUUGAUGUUCAACAUUUGUGCUGUUGCUACUGAUCACAGAGCGACCAAAGAUCUCGCUGGAGUUGCAAUAGGUGCUACAGUGCUGUUUAAUAUCAUUAUAGCUGGGCCAAUCACUGGAGCUUCCAUGAACCCUGCUAGAAGUUUAGGCCCUGCUGUUGUUUCCGGUGUUUACAAAAACCUUUGGGUGUUUAUUGUAGCUCCAAUUCUUGGAGCAAUGACUGCAACUUUGGUGUACAGUAUUCUUCGAGUACCUAAACCAUAUAAGCCUGAGGAGAGCACCGAAAGCAUGUAUAAUGAACUUUACAUUCACCCUGAAGUCUGAUCCAUAGUUAUCCUAUUGUCAUAGAUGGAGAGUUCAUCAUUGGAUUUUUUU